AACAAGAAGUUUUUAUAAACUCUUCUACACAUGCAUAUUAACAGGAAUAAAUAGAACAGGUCAGUACAUUACAGAAGGCCCUGUGGCCCACGAUGUCUAUGAUGCCAACUUAAAUUGCACAACAGCGUGCAUGUUGUCUGUAUCCAUCCAAUCCCCGCCUGUUCAUGCGUCUGUCUAAAUGCCUCUUCAAACAUUAUAGUUACUAUUAAAACCUUACAAUAAAACCAUAAUGAGCAUAAUAUAUUGCUUCAUGAUGUAAUUCAAAAUCAAAAUCCUGCCACAAAUGAAUAAAUCACAGUGCUUACAAGGCUGUUCUUGGCAAUGGUCAAUAUCAAGUCUUUCUCAUCACCUUGAAUUCAAGGGUAACAGUAGAAAGAGUUCACUCUCAAUAAUCAGUUCGUGGUUAACAAAACCAUGCUUGGAGAAAUACUUGGAUACUGGAUAUGAUAGGUUAGGAAGUCAAUUUUUGAAGCUAAAACUUUUAGUUGUUUAUAUUUCACAUCAGCAUCAAGCUCAGGAUUUUCCACAUGGAUUUUGUAUGACGCUUAUUUGAUCAACUCAUGGAUAUGCAGUUAACAGUCUAAAGUAGCGUUUAAGCCAUUCACUCUUUUCUAGGUCGACAAAAUUCACUUUCCAGUUUCAGCAUACCGUAAAAGAUUUUUAACAUGUUAUGUACCCCGAGGGUUCAUAUUUUCUGAAGCGUCACUUUAAAACACUGGGAGAAUGAGACUGACUUUGGACGCUAUUUGAGCUGCUCCAGAGAGACAGACAUGGAGUUAUUUGAUGGUCAAUCGAUGUUAUGGUUUCUCUGCAGCUUGGUUUGAAUAUACACCCUAUCCUCGUUAUAUGCGUCUUCAGACAAUGCCGAUUCAGUUAUGCAAAGAGCACCACUUUCCCGCCAAUACAAGUCAGGUGCACACGCCUCACAAUCUCACUCCCACAAGUCUCGCAUUGGUUUUGGCAAGGUGUAGAUAUGCAAUCUUGCGCUCUUAAACUUUUUGAGUUUUUACCUACGGUGCAAUGAUUUUGUGCUUGAAAUAUAUAACCAUGCCUUCUAAGCAUCUGAUGUCACGUCCUGGGCCAUCAGCCGAGUGACAGAGAACUGCUUUAACACUUGAAAAAAAGUUGGAAAUUAUGAACAGAGCAGCAUCAGAUGAAGGUAACACAGUUCUGGGAUGUUACUGCCAGGAACAGGAUCUUGCCUUUAAAGUUCCUUUGUUGUUUGACAAUGUGCCAGCCCAUCCUAAACAUUUUGACAGCAUUCACCCUAACAUAAUAGUGCGUUUCCUGCCGCCUAACACAACAUUGCCAUUCGACCAAGGCGUGAUGCACAUUCAAGGCAUUUUUUUUACGGCAACUAUCUCUCAGAUGCUGCAAGCAACAGACGAUUUUGAAAAUCCCAGGAGUUUACCAACAGUGAAGGAAUGGUGGAAGUCGGAACACUUGGCACAAAUGGCAGUGGACACAGACCCAAGUUCUGAACGGAGUCAGCAUUUCUGUCGUUCCCUGCCGUCAGCCCUUCUUCCCUACAAGCAAAUUUAUGCUGAAAAACAAAAUGCUCCCAAGCAAACAACCCUCAUCACUUUCUUCAAACCGGUGUCAUCUCCUGCUGCCGGCAGUUCUAAGAAUUCUGUGAGUCUUCCUUCACCCCUUGCUGUGCUUGAUGAUCCCGACGACCCACAACAUCCACCUUAUCCAUGUAAAGCCACCCGACACCACAACAACCACUCACCUCCCGGAGCGAACACACCUGCCACUGUUGUUGUGGAAUCUGUGGAAUAUUGACAUAAUUGCCUUCUCACAACAUUCGCCUUUGGAUUACAAACAUCUUGCACUAAUUAACCUGUGCAUUUGAACUGAACUUUUCUUACAUACCAUACCAAGACCGUAACUCUUGCCACCCAAGUUUGAAUAAGUUUGGGAACUUUAUUUACACCUAUAUAUGCAUAACACCAUUAACUCUUGAUUUACCUGGUUUAAGUUACUGUAUGACGUAGUUACUAAUAAAGUACUGUU
Molecule: messenger RNA, 2016 nt
Organism: Hypanus sabinus (Atlantic stingray)
Lineage: Eukaryota; Metazoa; Chordata; Chondrichthyes; Myliobatiformes; Dasyatidae
Exons: 2
Coding region: 1135-1785 (216 amino acids)
Source: RefSeq, a predicted model, not a curated record